GAAAAAUACCAGCCCUCUUCCUCUGUAAGCUCAGCAGAGCAUAGAGACAGUCUGGAGGCUGAUAAAGUCAUCGGUUCAGACGGGGGCAUCUGCUUAAUAGUUCCCAGCAAAGAGGCAAGUAAGAUCUUCUGAGGAUUUUGGAUCAAACCUGUGAAAUCUCUUUCCACCCAUCAGCAACGGCCAACAGACUCCAUCACUGAAUAUAUAUGGCUGAUAUUUGUCCAUCCAACAAAUAUCCAGGAGUAGAACUGACAGCCUAAGGACACACUCUCCAAGCCUUUCCCAUUUCUGCAUGACUUAUUGGUACAACUGUCCACACUGCAUGUUGGUGACUACCCUCAGUUGAUAUGGAGGCAACCGCAAUAUACAACUUAAAGACCUCAGAAAGGGAUGAGCUGCCAUUUAACAAAGGGGAUAUUAUAAAGAUUCUCAACAUGGAAGAUGACCAAAACUGGUUUAAAGCAGAACUUUUUGGAAGAGAGGGCUAUAUUCCAAAGAACUACAUCAAAGUGAAGCCCCAUCCGUGGUACGCGGGCAGGAUCUCCCGGCAAGUGGCAGAAGAGAAGCUUCUGAGACAGAAUUUCGUUGGAGCCUUUCUUAUCAGAGACAGUGAGAGUUCCCCCGGAGACUUCUCCAUCUCUGUCAACUAUGGGCACCACGUGCAACAUUUUAAGGUUCUGAGAGACGAUGAGAACAAAGGCAAAUACUACCUGUGGGAGGCCAAAUUCAACUCCUUGAACGAGCUGGUGGACUACUAUAGAAGAUACUCGAUUGCCAAGUACCACCAGGUCUUGCUUUGUGAUGAAGAUGAGAAGAGAAAAAUACGCUACGUCCAAGCUCGUUAUGACUUCACCCCAGAUCAACCCACAGGGCUUUUAUUCAGACGAGGAGACAUCAUCGAGGUGGUGGACUACUCAGAUCCACACUGGUGGAAAGGGAGGAUCUCUGGAAUGACCGGCAUGUUCCCACAGAACUAUGUGCAUCCAAUCCACGUUAAUCAAAUGUGAACUGUCAAUAUUUUAGUGUCGGGUUGUUAUGUAUAGAUGACUCAAACAUGCCUGAAUUCUCUAUAAGACAUUGUAACCUCCUGCUAUAUCCCUUGGGAUGGAAAUUCUUGUAUUAUUUGUUAUUUUUGUGUUGUGAUAUGUCACUCUCAGAAUCUAUGCCUGCUGUACAAUAAAUUAUAAGUAAUGAUAAAGACGUGGAGUAUCUGGCUCCUUGAUAA
Xenopus laevis (African clawed frog) is the source of this 1225-nucleotide messenger RNA. It is a transcript of the gene grap.L, whose product is annotated as GRB2 related adaptor protein L homeolog. The transcript is spliced from 6 exons. NCBI's taxonomy places the organism in Eukaryota, Metazoa, Chordata, Amphibia, Anura, Pipidae. Bases 348 to 1007 code for a protein of 219 amino acids. The record is from RefSeq and is a predicted model, not a curated record.